GUCGAGCCGCGGGAGCGGAGGGGCGGCCGCGGGGCCGCCGCUGCCGCCGCCACCAGCGGUCCCUGCAGGUCCCACCCGAGGGGACCGCGGGGGUUUCCCGCAGGGAGGAUCCGCCCUGAGGCUGCUCCAAGAUGCACAGGACCACCCGGAUAAAGAUCACGGAGCUGAACCCGCACCUGAUGUGCGCCCUCUGCGGCGGCUACUUCAUCGACGCCACCACCAUCGUGGAGUGCCUGCACUCCUUCUGUAAAACCUGCAUCGUUCGUUACCUGGAGACCAACAAGUACUGCCCCAUGUGCGACGUGCAGGUGCACAAAACCCGGCCCCUGCUCAGCAUCCGGUCGGACAAAACCCUCCAGGACAUCGUGUACAAGCUUGUCCCGGGGCUUUUCAAAGAUGAGAUGAAGAGGAGGCGUGAUUUCUACGCUGCGUACCCGGUGGCCGAGGUUCCCCUGGGCUCACAGGAGGAGCAUGGCGAGGUGGCUGAGCGGGACCAGGGCAUGGGGCCCGAGGAUGAGAUCGUCAGUCUGUCCAUUGAGUUCCACCGGGACUGCAGGGAGGAGCAGAAAGGCGCCAUGGAGAACGGGGACCUGGACAAGGACAAGGCGCCGCCGUGCCCGCCCAGCCCUGGGCUGCGGUUCCUGCGCUGCCCCGCAGCCAUGACCGUGCUGCACCUGGCCAAGUUCCUGCGCAACAAGAUGGACGUGCCCAGCAAGUACCGGGUGGAGGUGCUGUAUGAGGAUGAGCCCCUGAAGGAAUAUUACACCCUGAUGGACAUUGCCUACAUCUACCCCUGGAGGAGGAGUGGUCCCCUGGCACUCAAGUACCGCGUCCAGCCCUCCUGCAAGCGGCUCAAGCUGUGCCCAGCGCUGCCAUCCGAGGGCACCAACACUAGCGGCGCCUCCGAGUGCGAGUCGGGCAGUGACAAAGCGCAGAGCCCUGGGCUGGUGUCGCCCCCCGGGCUGGCAUCGCCCCCUGCCCUGCCCAGCCCCGGGCACGGCCCCCCUGGGCCUGCCCUGAACGGCUCCGCCUCGAACUGUCACCAGCUGCCACCCAGCUGCCACCCGGUGCCACCCGCCCGCGGCCGCAAAACUGCCCUGAACGGCAGCGCGGGCUCGGCCCUGAGCUAAAAACCUCCAGGCGCUGCUGGAAACCCUCCUGGAACUCUGGAAAAUCAUCCUGGGAUUCUGAAAAUCCUCCUGGCACUCUGGAAAAUCUUCCUGAGACUCUGAAAACCCUCCUGGACUCUGGAAAAUCCUCCAGGGACUCCCACAACCCCUCCAGGGACUCUGAAAAACCCUGCAGGGGCUGCUAAAAAUCCUCCUGGAACUACUAAAAAUCUUCCUGGAACUCCUGCAGACCCUCCAGGGACUGCUAAGAACCCCCAGGGAUUCCUAAAAAUCCUCCUGGGAUUCCUAAAACCCCUCCAGGGAUUCCUGAAACCCUCUGCAGACCUCUAUAAACGUGAGUGUGUACAUAGGGACACAGCAGAGUUCUACAGAAUUAUUUUCUAAUUUAAAAACAUAGAGAAGAUGCAGAAAUGGCGGCAGAUAUUUUUAAAUGUGCUUUGGGUUGGUUUUGUUUGGUUUUUUUGUUUGGUUUUGUGGGUUUUUUUGUGGGGCUUUAAGGUUUGGCUUUGACUUGUGGAAGCUGCAGGCCCCUCCCUCAUCCCACCCCAGGAGCUGGGAGCUGCCACACUCCCAAAUUCCCACAUUCCCAAAUUCCUAAAUUCCCACAUUCCCAUGUUCCUCCAUUCCCACUUUUCCCAGAGGUUUUUCCCUCUCCUCCUCCUCCCUCUCCACCAGUGCCAUGGCUGCACAGGUGAGGGCCAAGCACAGAACCCAAAAUCCCAAAAGGCCCAAAAACCCAAAACCCCAAAAACCCCAACCACCCCCCCAGCCUCCCUGGACUCUGCUGCAGGGUUUUAUUUCCCACUUUUGGGGUUUUUUUGUUUUUUUCAUGGGCUUUCACACCCCACCUUGGAGCACUCAGCUCCAGCAGCUCCAGCUGUUCCCAGAUCUCAUCCUGGGUAUUUUUGGGGGGAUUUCUUUGCUUUCCCUGUGGGCUCUGCCCUUCUGCACAGUAAAUUCGGGGGUUUUGGGGAUAUUUUCCUCCAGCUUGGUGGUGGCAGCACAAAUCCCCUGGAUUAUUUUCUCUUCCCAAAGUCCUGACGGCUCCAGGAAAAUUUGGGGGCACCCAAAGGUUGGGAUGGAGCUGCUCCCUGUUUCCCAUGAUAUCAAUUUUCUUUUUUUUUUUUUUUUUUAUUUUGUUUUGUUUUGUUGGUUUUUUUGUUUGUUUUUGGUUUUUUGGGUUUUUUUGGGGUUUUUUUUUUGUGUAUCGCCCUUCUCAGCCUCUCCUCCUGCCCUCACGGUGCGUUUGUAAUAAAAGAAAAUAAAAAU
Messenger RNA from Melospiza melodia melodia, 2399 nucleotides. RefSeq names its product polycomb group ring finger 2 (gene PCGF2). Lineage: Eukaryota; Metazoa; Chordata; Aves; Passeriformes; Passerellidae. The coding region runs from base 132 to 1130 and encodes 332 amino acids. The transcript is spliced from 10 exons. Gene Ontology annotation, molecular function: promoter-specific chromatin binding. The record is from RefSeq and is a predicted model, not a curated record. Gene Ontology annotation, cellular component: PRC1 complex. Gene Ontology annotation, biological process: negative regulation of transcription by RNA polymerase II.